AUGAGUGACUUGUUUAUUUAAAAAAGUAAAAAUAAAAACAAAACUAUAUCUAAGAAAUAUAAAAAUAAGGCUAAGGGUAAAAAUCUAUUAUAAAAAGAGUAAAAAAAUAAGAUACUUCAGCAAAAAACAACUGAAAAUCAGCAAUAGUUAUUUGAUUAAAUAACAUUUUAGCCUUUUAAGCAAGAAUAUUAUGAAGAAACAAUAGAUUUGUUAACUGAUAUUUUUGUAAAUUAAGAACCCGUUUGUAAAUCAACAAAUAUUAGCUUUCAAGAUUUGAGACAGUUUAUAGAGCAAAUUGUUAAAAUUGGAUCAAAUUUAUCUAGUAUAGCAAUAUAAAAGUAUAAAGAUUAAGAUGGAAAUAUUUGUAGCAAAGUGAUUUCAGCAAUAAUUUCUUGUGAUUAAGCAGAUCUUAACAUGUAUGAAUAACAAAUAGCAUCAACCACAGUGCCAUAAAUCUAAUUUAUUCUUAAUUUAUUCUAAAUCACUGAAAUAAAGCUUAGUGAGCUAUUAGGGAUCAACUUAGGUAAUAUUAAAAAAGGAGAAAUUAUUCAUUAAGUAGUACUUGGUACCCAUAAAAAUUUUUAAGGCAUGGGAGUAGGGUUCUACUUAUCAUUACAUAAUGCUCAAAUUGUAAAGUAACACGGGUUUCAAAACGCUGUGAUGGAACUAACUUCAAGCUUAAGUUUAAAGAUUUGUAAGCUUCUGAAUAUAGGAAAAGUAAUUUAUAGUGUUAAGUACACAGAAAUCAGGGAAGAUGAUAAAUUUAAAGAAGGAUUUUAAUAAAUAGAAGAUAGAUUAUUAGACGAAUAGAUUUCUAUUUAUUUUAUUGAUACUUCUGAUUUUGUGAUUAAAAAUUACGAACAGUACAUAAAGAGUCUCAAGUUUAUUUUUUGA
Molecule: messenger RNA, 894 nt
Organism: Tetrahymena thermophila SB210
Lineage: Eukaryota; Ciliophora; Oligohymenophorea; Hymenostomatida; Tetrahymenidae
Exons: 1
Source: RefSeq, a predicted model, not a curated record